This is a messenger RNA of Phaeoacremonium minimum UCRPA7, 912 nucleotides long. RefSeq names its product putative duf1665 domain protein. The record is from RefSeq and is a predicted model, not a curated record. The transcript has a single exon. Gene Ontology annotation, cellular component: preribosome, large subunit precursor. The coding region runs from base 1 to 912 and encodes 303 amino acids. Gene Ontology annotation, biological process: maturation of 5.8S rRNA; maturation of LSU-rRNA. NCBI's taxonomy places the organism in Eukaryota, Fungi, Ascomycota, Sordariomycetes, Togniniales, Togniniaceae.
AUGGCAGGAACCACUUUCAAGAAGAGAACUCGCGACGAUGCUCCCAGGUCCAAGGCAGCUCGGCCAUCUAAGAAGCAGAAGAAGCUGUACCAGUACCACAGCGACUCGGAGGAAGAUGCAGCCGACAACGACGAUGAGGGUGAUUUCCAAGCCGUCAAUCUCCUCGAUUCCGAUGAGGACCUCGAGAACGCAGAAGUAGACGAUGGUGCAUCGUCCGCGCCGUCGUCCUCAGACUCAGAAGCUGACAAUGACGCCCCAACAUCAAAUUUCAAGGCCCGCGAUGCUCCCCUAUCAGAUGACGGAUCCGACGCCGACUCAUACUCCGGUGACAGCGACGAGGAUGGAGAAGGGGGCGGGGCGAGGAAGAAGACCAAAUCAAAGCGCAAUGACCCCACCGCCUUCGCAACGUCGCUCUCCAAGAUUCUAUCGACCAAGCUGUCGUCAUCGCGGCGGGCGGAUCCCGUCCUCGCUCGCAGUGCGGCUGCGCACGAAGCGAGCCGGCAAAUUGUCGACACAGCGCUUGAGAGCAAAGCGCGCAGGCGGUUACGCGAGCAGAAGCGGCUGGCGAUGGAGAAGGGCCGCGUCAAGGAUGUGUUAAUCGCGACGAACUCGACCGUGGAUCCCACUACAGGGGCCGUAGAGGGGGUAGAAGGGGCGGAGACAACAGCGCAGAUCCUAGAGACGGAACGGAGAUUACGCAAAGUUGCACAGCGCGGUGUGGUGAAGCUCUUCAAUGCUGUGCGUGCGGCACAGGUCAAGGCGGCCGAGGCGGAAAGACUAGCGAGGACAGACGGAGUGGUUGGUGUUGAUCGGAAGAAGGAGAAGGUUACGGAGAUGAGCCGUAAAGGCUUUCUGGACCUGAUUGCAUCCGGCGGUGGUGGUCUUAAAAAGGGAAAAUUGGAAGAGGCUUGA